Drosophila rhopaloa is the source of this 2319-nucleotide messenger RNA. Its product is annotated as pyridoxal phosphate phosphatase PHOSPHO2. The record is from RefSeq and is a predicted model, not a curated record. Bases 1 to 870 code for a protein of 289 amino acids. The transcript has a single exon. NCBI's taxonomy places the organism in Eukaryota, Metazoa, Arthropoda, Insecta, Diptera, Drosophilidae. Gene Ontology annotation, molecular function: phosphatase activity.
AUGUGCUUUGUUGACCUAUAUGUGUUGUAUGUAAAUGAGUGUGUAUUGAUAUUAAAAUCAAAAUUGUUUGUUUUCCAUACCAAAAUGUUUGCAAUUUCGAGGAGCCUUCGGAUGAGCCGCUGCCUUUCGGGUUUCCGACGUGGUUUGAGCCUAAGCUGCCAGUCCGGCCCUCGCAUCCUGGCCGCCAUCGACUUCGACAGGACCAUCGUGGAGGAGGACUCGUACUUGGCAGUCAGCCGGCUGUUGCCCACCCGGCAACGCCAGGAGCUGCAGGAGCAGAUCCGGAAGUCUGGCUGGCUGGCCUUCAUAGCCCGUGUGCUGCAGCUGCUGCACGGCGAGCACAAGGUGAACUCCGCGUCGGUGGGAAUGCUUGUGCGCCGUUUGCCGGCGGUCCCAGGGAUGCUACGCGUGGUGCGGCGUCUAGCCAGGAAUCCGAAGGUCGACCUGUGCAUCGUCAGCGAUGCCAACUCAUUCUUUAUCGGCGAGUGGCUGCGGGAAUACGCCAUUGAGUGCCUCUUCGCCGGCGUUUUCACCAAUCCCGCCUGCGUGCAGUCGAGCGGCGAGGUUCUGGUGCUGCCCUACGAGGAGCAGGGCCACUGCGAGCUCUGCCCCUCCAAUUUCUGCAAGGGGGCCGUGCUGGAAGAGCUCAUCUGCAGCGGUAAAUACGAGCGAGUGAUCUACGUGGGCGACAGCUGCAAUGACCUGUGCGCCAUGAAACGGCUGCGGGAAAAGGACGUGGCCUGCAUUCGGCGCGGAUUCGAGCUGUUCGGAAAGUUGGCCGCCCACGGGCGUGACCUGAACUGCCACGUGCUGACCUGGCGAGAUGGCCAUGAACUGGAGGAGCUCCUGAUGCCCAAAAUCGUGGCGUAGAGUUUGUGGUAAGGCCAGGUUAUUAAUGCUGCUGUUUUAUUCGACUUAAAAAUAAAUCUUUUAGUAUGUAUACAUAAGAAUAAUUUCACUUAAUAAGGACUUAAGCAUUAAAUUCCAUGGAAAAGUAGAUUAACGAGGUCUCUUCAGCGUCUGCAGCUGGGCCCGUGUGAAUAUCCACUUUGUGUUAAGUAGACCGAAGACUUAUAGCUACCUAUUCAUUUAUCGUUCGCUAUUGCUGCUGCGGCGGUAUCAGAACUGUUUUCCUAAUAUUAUUUCACACACGGUUUUUUCAUCAAUCUUUGCCUUCUCCUCAUUCUUUUUCGCCGAAAUUGUAUAUGUUCUUGUGCUUUUAUCUUAUAGUUACAGGUAAUAUAUAUCAUUUGUUUGCGUGUGGGUGUGUGGGUUCCUUUGUUGGGUAUGUGUUAGCAUAAAUUACAUUUAUAAUACAUUCUUAACCGUACAAUUACAGAGUAGAACUUCGCUCCCUACUAUUCUUUAUCAAACGAAGAUAUAAUUAUCCUCUUACGAGUCUAGCAAGACUAAACAAAAAAAACAAGCAGCUACCGCACACGAAGACACUACUUAGGUUGUGCUUAACUACUUAAAUGGACUACGGGCCGUAGUUCUUAUAAAUACAGACAUAUACAUGUUCAAAAAAUUCGGCGCAUAAGACAUUUAAAAUCAAAAAGGGGCUCAUUUUGCGUGUAUAUAUAAAUAUAGUAUAUAGAUACAGUGGUUAAGACUUAGAGGCUGAGAAAUAGACACUAUUUCGAUUCAAAAGUGAACAGUAAUACCAAACGUUAGGCCUACAGAUGUGGACAACGACAAGUACGUGCACCAGGAUUAGUACACGGUCACGAAAGUACAAACAAAGCUGUCGUUAAAACUGAAAUCUGUUUGCAUAGGCGCGCAAUUGAACUAAAAUGCGUCAAAUGAAUUCUCUAGAAACAAAAUGAAACUGACUUAGUGCUAGGUUUUUAAACUUUAAACGUAAAAGAAGACUUAAGCAUAACAUGGUCUACUCGGUGAUUUGGGUGCUUGUCAUGUGUGUGUGUUGUGUUUAUGUGGUUGGGUUGUUAACAUUAGCAAAGUUAAGUAACAUAACUAUAAUAGGAAUAUUCGUAUAUAUAUAUAUAUGUAGAUAUAUAUAAACAAACAUGUGUGUAUAUAUAUAUAUAUUUACAUAUAUAUAUCUAUAUAUAUAACAAUCGCAAUGCGAUGUACUGACAAUAAAAAAUAAUGAUAGUAAAAAAAAUUCUUAAAUAUUUUUUUCUCCAAUCCGGUUCCUCUUGCUGUCGCAUUAAUUAAUACUAUGCAUCUGCGUAUUUUUGGGAUGGCGGCAGCGGGGUCACGACCACGCUGGGGGCUUGAGGAAGAGUGGCGCGUCCGGCGCUAACUAUAAGUCCGUUAGAGUGCGCUUGGCACAAUAACGUAUGACCCCCACUCAGG